Paramecium sonneborni is the source of this 1033-nucleotide messenger RNA. Lineage: Eukaryota; Ciliophora; Oligohymenophorea; Peniculida; Parameciidae. The record is from the annotation of a GenBank genome assembly.
AUGUAAGAAGGAAAUGAUUUUGAAGGAGAGUCUUAAGAUUUGAAUUUAAAUUAAUGUCCAAUUUGUUAAGAAUAAAAAGGAGAUAAUUUUGAAUUAGGAUGUAAACAUAAAUUUUGCAGGUUUAUUUAUAAAUGAAAUUAGAAAAUGUUUAGAAUAAUAUUUAAAUUUAAAGAUUGAUGAAGGAAUAGUAAUGUAGAUAAAUUGUCCUAUUUGUUACUAUGAAAUUUAAUAUGAAGAAGUGGUUUAAAAUAUUUAACAAAAUGAACUUGAUAAAUAUGCCAAAUUUAGAACAUAAUCAUUUGCAGAAAAGGAUCCUACAGUAAGACACUGUCCUAAUAAAUAAUGUGAAUUAUAUGUGUAAUUGGAUACAAAGAGAUGUUAAUGUGGAUAGGAAAUAUGUAUAGAUUGUGGUAAUUAAUACCAUGGAAUGAGCAGUUGUGAUGAAUUGAUGGAUUCAAUAUUUGUUUUGGAUAGUAGAUAAGAAAAGAUUUAAAGAUGUCCAAAAUGUAAAAUUAUAGUUCAAAAAGAAGGGGGAUGCAAUCAUAUGACAUGUAAGAGAUGUUAAUAUUAAUUUUGUUGGAUUUGUAGAAGAAAAUAUACAGGUAAAAUAAUAUAAUAAAAUUUAAGCAAAACAUUAUAAUUAAUAUAACUAUUUUUUUGGAUGUCCAAAUAAAUAAUAUUCAAAUACUAUGCCAUGGAGAUAUCCUAAAUUAUAUAAAUUUAUGCCUUUUAUUUUGUUAGUAUUAAUGUCACCUAUUUGGAUUAUUUUGGGAAUUUUAUUACUUAUACUUCAUCCUUUUGGUGGAUCUUUUUAUUUAUUUAAUCGUUGGGACAAUGAAGCAGCAGUUGGUAGGUAUUUUUAAUAAUAAACUUUAGGAUGACGGGAGUAUAAACUCUAUUAAUUGCUUUCUUUGUUUAUUUUAUUGGAGGAAUAGUCUUAUAUCCCUUUGUUGUAUUAUAUGAAUGCAUUAUGAUACUCUAUUUUUUAGUUAAUAUACUAAUUAGAAUUAUUAAAAGAAGAAGGAAUUUUUGA